This is a messenger RNA of Tetrahymena thermophila SB210, 777 nucleotides long. Its product is annotated as clathrin light chain. The record is from RefSeq and is a predicted model, not a curated record. The transcript has 7 exons. NCBI's taxonomy places the organism in Eukaryota, Ciliophora, Oligohymenophorea, Hymenostomatida, Tetrahymenidae. Gene Ontology annotation, biological process: vesicle-mediated transport; intracellular protein transport. Gene Ontology annotation, molecular function: structural molecule activity. Gene Ontology annotation, cellular component: clathrin coat of trans-Golgi network vesicle; clathrin coat of coated pit.
AUAAAAAUUAAACAAUUAAGGAAGAAAGAAGAUAUCCGAAAUAAAAUAAAAAACAAAGAUAAUUCAACAACAAAUAAGCAAAUAAAAAUGGACGAUCACUUUUUUGAAGACGAAACUCAUAAUCAUCAAGAUGUUUUCUAAUAAGAACCCAACUAAGAAGCACAUUAAUAAGCUGCUGGCGGUGAUCAGUUUGAUAACUUCUUUGGUGAUUAAAGCUAAGGAUAACCCUAAUAAACAUAACCUGAACAUCAAGAAUAAGAUGACUUCUUCGGUGGUGGAUAACCAGUUUAAUAAGCUACAAAUUUUGAAUAAAAUACUCAAAGCUAAUAUGGUGCUUUUAACAAUAAUUUUGGAAGCAGCAGCUAACCUCAAUAAAACUUUGAUAUGUUUGAUCCUACUGAACACACUCCUUAACAAAUUAGCGAACACGAAGAAAGAAAACUUAAACUCUAAAAAGAUGAACAAGAAAGAACUUAAAAGUUAAUUUAAAAGCAAUCUGAAGAAAAUAGUUUGAAGAGCUAAAGAAUUUCUGCUGCUAAAACAUAUCUUGCUAACUGGAAAUCUGAGAGAGAAUAAAAUAUUCAAAAAAGAAAAUAAGCUUGUCUUUAAGAAGAAGAAGUUUUAGUUGAAUCAAGAAAGUAGCAAACUUAUAAAAAUUCUUGGGAUAAGGUUACUAGUAAUAUUAGCUUAAAGGCCAGUGAAUAUCCUGGAGCCAAGGAUGUCACUAGAAUGAAAGAAUCUAUUCUUAAUAAAAAAUCAGAUUUAGCCAAUAACUGA